Messenger RNA from Lasiodiplodia theobromae, 903 nucleotides. RefSeq names its product Protein bcp1. The record is from RefSeq and is a predicted model, not a curated record. The transcript is spliced from 3 exons. Lineage: Eukaryota; Fungi; Ascomycota; Dothideomycetes; Botryosphaeriales; Botryosphaeriaceae. Gene Ontology annotation, cellular component: nucleus. Bases 1 to 903 code for a protein of 300 amino acids.
AUGGGCAAGGACAGCAGGAAGAGAAAGGACCCCGAGGAGCUGGGCGACGCUCCGCCGCCCAAGAACCACGCCGAGGACGACGAUGACGAGAGCGACGAGGACAUGGACAUGCUCAACGUCGACUUCGAAUGGUUCGAUCCGUCGCCCGAUGUCGAUUUCCACGGCCUGAAGACGCUGCUGCGCCAGCUCUUCGACGUCGACAACCAGUUGUUCAACCUGUCCGAGCUGGCCGACAUGAUCCUGGCCCAGCCACUACUGGGCUCGACGGUCAAGGUUGACGGCCUCGAGUCGGAUCCGUAUGCUUUCCUCACCGUGCUGAACAUGCACGAGCAUAAGGACAAGCAAGUGAUCAAGGACCUUGCGAAAUACUUCGCCCAGAAAGCCUCCUCUUCGCCGUCCCUCGCCGAGCUUCCCGCCCUCCUCGAUCCCUCCUCUCCCGCUCAAGUCGGCCUCAUCCUCACUGAGCGCUUCAUCAACAUGCCCUCCGAGAUCGUGCCGCCCAUGUACACCAUGCUGCAGGAAGAGAUCCAGUGGGCUCUGGACGAGAAGGAGCCCUACCAGUUCUCGCAUUACCUGAUCGUCUCCAAGACCUAUCUCGAAGUCGAGUCCAAGCUAGACAUGGAGGAGAACCGGCCCAACAAGAAGAAGAGGAAAGACGGCAGCGCUGGUGCCGAGGUCUUCUACUUCCACCCGGAGGACGAGGUGCUGCACAAGCAUGCGCUGGCGCAUUCGACGUACGAGUACACUAAGCAAGGCGAUGAGGGUGCGUCGGACGCAAAGAGAGCUUUCCAGGACGCCGGGAUCAAACCUAUGGGCCACUUGAUGCUGAUCGAAGCGAGCAAAUUCGCGGGCGCUGUGAAGGCCGUGACUGAGUAUAUUGGCGGCCCUGCUGCUCAGGCAUAA